Messenger RNA from Aphanomyces astaci, 1270 nucleotides. RefSeq lists its product as hypothetical. Lineage: Eukaryota; Oomycota; Saprolegniomycetes; Saprolegniales; Verrucalvaceae. The record is from RefSeq and is a predicted model, not a curated record. The transcript has 5 exons. The coding region runs from base 1 to 1269 and encodes 422 amino acids. Gene Ontology annotation, molecular function: oxidoreductase activity; copper ion binding.
AUGAAGCUUUCCCUCACGACCACUUUCGCAGCAGGUCUCGGGACGAUUGCAGUUGAUGUGUCGGAGACAUUGGUGAUUUCUCGAGGGUCGCCGCGCUCGACUGCCGCAAUGCACCCGUGCUUCUCCCUGACCCUUGUCAACGACCGGGACGACCUGUUCUCCAUGCAUUUACACGGCAUCAACCAAGUCGGCAGCCCUUCUCCGACGGUACCUCCGAUAUCACGACAACGCCCAUGCCCCCCCUACUCCACGGCCACGCACUCUUCUAUCAUGACGGACUACGGCGCGUUCUUCUACCACUCGCACAUCAAGCUCCUGGAUUUGCAUUUUGUGUACGGCGCCCUCGUCGUCAAGGCCCCAUCCGCCACAGACCCAUACGCGGCGUACGAAGACCGCGUGCUCAUGCUGUCGGACUACUGGGCGUCCGACCUGGAAACGCUUCAUGCUGGCCUUGUGGACAUCGAAGACACAUACGUGACCCCCAAGGAGCCUGACUACAUCAAAGUGCUACCUGGCCAGCGCCUGUCGUUCGUCGUCACGGCCGAUCAUCCCGUGGACAACUACUUCUGGUGCAAACCACCGGCAAAUGGCGGGUCAGUCCCCCCACCAACUGCUUCUCCGUUCUUGCACUACACGGAUGCACCUCCUCCGUCCACAACGCCAUCGCUGAUGCUGCUGCCCCCGAUCCCCGAGACGGUGGGGGGGCAGUUUCCCCACUCGAUCUGUCCGUCGUUUCCUCCGCGGCUGCUGCGCCCCUCGUGCUCAACGAAACCCAAGUCGCGUGGCGGGUCAACGGUACCCAGCGGCGCACCGUGUGGUCGCGCCCCGUCGGCGCUCGGCCCAUUCACCACCGGCCAAGUCGUGGGCAUCGUGCUGCAAAACAACGUCGCGCUCAACCGCGUCUUUUGGGUGGUCAACAGCGGCGCGGGUGAUUUCGACGCUUCAUCGUCGGCAGCAGCCUCUGACGACCGCACCCGCGCCGUCAAGCGCGACGUGGAGUCAGUGUACCCUCACCAUAGCGCGUACAACCAACCGCCAGCGACUCCUGCGUCGGGCUGCGGUUGGGCCAAAAUUCUAUUCGUGGCCAAUAACGUCGGGGCGUUGGCGUUGCACUGGCACAUUGCCUCACACUUUGCCAUGGGGAUGGCGGCGUCGUUGUCGUUGGGGGGGACUCCCUCCAUGACCCUUCUUUUGUCGAACACUUGCGAUGCCAGUCGGCUGUGGAAAAAUGUCCCCAUGCUAAUAUGGUUGCCAGCCUCGACAUCAUAGU